AGGAAAUGGCUCCUAGAUUAGCCUUGGAAAUGAACUGGGACAAUCCAAUACAUUGUCAACUAUUUCAGGGUAUUUAUAAAUUGUUUGUGUAUUUAACAAGAGAGGAUGUCACAAUGCAUUUUUUUUGUUUCCCUUAUUGUAAUGAGGUCACUUUUCUGCUGAGAGCUUGGAAGAAAAAAAUUAUUAAGAAGUUGUGCAGGAGCCUACAGUCAUGCUUCCAGAGUGCACUGUAACAUGACUUACUUCUUUUUGUAGUUUCUGGAGUUUCAAGUCCAGUUUCUUCAAUGUCUUUCUUUUGAUUUCCAUAUAUAGGUCAAAUUCUUGCAGUUUUCUUUUGUAAUAUGGGAUUUGUCUGCCAACUCAAUUAGUUUUUUUCAAGUGAGUGCCUCUGACAGUUUGUAACUCCUGUAAAGAGUUGUCACCUCCGCUAAGCAGCCCAGACCGCUGCCCCUGUGCGAUUCAGGGAUGGUGUAAUCAACUACUGUACUCCCCCAUUUUCCUCAAAGCAGCGGUGCGCUUUAUAAAUAGUCUCACUGACACUUUGUGCCACAACCCACUCGCAGAAGCAACCCACUGAAUGCCUCUCCUUUCAGGACAAAAAGACAAGACAUGGCCACUGGCAGUCAGACAGGAGCACCAACCACUGACACUGAGACAAGAGGAGCAGUGACCACAGGAGCACCGUCCGGGGCUCCUGCCCAAAACAACAUACAGGAUAGACCGUCCAUAAACAUGAACACUUAUGCAAACAAGAAGAGCGCAGCAGUGAGCAUGCUAGACCUUGCUCUGCUGAUAUCAAUCGCCUUCCGGCUCAAGGAUGUGAUCCAUCGAGGACCUACCUUUGACUUAUACAUUCUUCUCAUCACACUCCUCAGCAUCUCUCUCACUUUACAGAUUGUGGUGGGAAUUAUGCUCAUCUUUAUAGUUAAGUGGGAUCUGAAUAAGGAACACAACCACCACAAGCUGAACAGGUGGGAGACUUUUGCCACGAUCUUCACAUUUUUAAUAAUGAUAAUCAACGCCUUCAUCAUAGCCUUUGGCGACCAGCAGCCCAACUCAGCCAACACGACUUUCCCAGCUUGACAUGACCGCAGCUCAUCAAAUGAUUACUCUGUUUUUGUUAUUUACCAGAUUACAUGGCAAUUUCAUACCAUUGGUCCUGUGUGUGUGUUCUUCUCACAACUGAGGCAACAAUGUUGCAUUUCUGUAUUUUAAGUUAAUAAACUUUUUUCACCACUAAUGAUCAAACUGAUGCCUUUCAUUUUUCUUGUGCACAGGAAAGUGCACAUUUCCCUAAGACUGACUUUUCAUCUAAACCUAAAUUGAUGUACUGUGAACUCUUUCACUCUUUACAAACGACAGAUGUCGCACUGUAUUUAAUAAACUAAAUCAGACCGGACCAAGCUGGCUCUUCUUUUCUUCUGCGGCAGCUGAAUCUGCACAGCGCGUAUAUCCUAUAACCUAUUUGCUCCCCUCAAAGGUCAGUAUAUUGUCCUGAAAAUCCCUCUGGUUAUUCUUGCCAAAGAUGAGGCAAAACCCUAUACAAAAAGCUCUAAAUUUUA
Molecule: messenger RNA, 1562 nt
Organism: Fundulus heteroclitus (mummichog)
Lineage: Eukaryota; Metazoa; Chordata; Actinopteri; Cyprinodontiformes; Fundulidae
Product: ninjurin-1-like
Exons: 3
Coding region: 610-1083 (157 amino acids)
Biological process (GO): tissue regeneration; cell adhesion
Cellular component (GO): membrane
Source: RefSeq, a predicted model, not a curated record